This is a messenger RNA of Ilex paraguariensis (yerba mate), 414 nucleotides long. The record is from the annotation of a GenBank genome assembly. Lineage: Eukaryota; Viridiplantae; Streptophyta; Magnoliopsida; Aquifoliales; Aquifoliaceae.
AUGGGACGAGCGUCACCUUUACUACUUGUUCUAUUGGCGUUAGGGUUCUUCUUUGCUACAUAUAAUUUGGUAACUAUGGUAAUGCACAAUCAAUCUGUUAAUUCUGGGAAAUGGGUGUCCACUGGUUUGGAUUGGUUUGAUCCCAUAUUUAGGAAGCCUGAGGAGUUGAAGGGAGCAGCAAGCCCGAAUGUUCGGUUCCAUGUUGCUCUUACUGCAACUGAUGCACCUUAUAGUAAAUGGCAAUGUCGGAUUAUGUAUUACUGGUAUAAGAAGAUGAAAGACAUGCCUGGAUCGGGUAUGGGUGGUUUUACUCGGGUUUUGCAUUCGGGAAGUCCUGACAAUUUGAUGGAAGAGAUUCCAAGUUUCGUUGUUGACCCUCUUCCAGCUGGGCUAGAUCGGGAGCCUCGGGCUUAA